UCUACAUCUUUCUUCAGAAAUCUCUCAACGCUCGCUAUCAUGUACAUCCUCAAACCGGCAGCAUUGCUGCUCAUGUCCCCAUUUCAGGCGAUAUCUUUCGUCACCUCUACAGUUGUACCCGAUUCUGUCGAUGUAGCAGUUGUGGGUGCAGGAUUGGCUGGUCUUACAGCCGCUCGAAAUCUCAUUCGAAGCGGGAAGUCUGUAGUAGUGCUAGAAGCUAGAGACCGCGUGGGUGGCAAGGUCUACAAUCAACCACUUGCCAAUGGCGGUGUCACCGAAGUAGGCGCCGAGUUUGUUGGACCAACUCAGGAUAAAGUGCUCAGCAUGAUCGCUGAGUUGGGACUCAAAACCUUUGACACCUACGACGCGGGACUUUCGGUGGUUUGGCGCAACGACACUCGUAUCCUGUUCAGUCCGGACCCCGCGCUUGGAGGUGCGCCCCCAGUCGACGAGUCGGCUCUCAUACAAAUCGCAACUGCGCAGGCACGACUGGAUACCUGGGCAGCAGAAGUUAACACCAGCUCUCCAUGGACACAUCCUCAGGCAUUGAACUGGGACAACCAAACCUUCGAUAGAUUCUUGGACGACUAUGCCGCUCAUUCGGAUGCCAGGUUCGUGCUGACCACGGCUUGUAAGGCUCUGUUCUCCGUCGAACCCCGAGAGAUAUCGCUUUUAUAUGUCAUUGCGUACAUUGCAGCAGCCGGGAAUGAGACAACUCCUGGAUCUUUGAGCAGAUUAAUCGCAGUCGAAGGUGGUGCACAAGAGUCGCGUGUCGUGGGUGGGACAGGGCUUAUUCCCGAACGUCUCGCAGAGACUGUAGGCUUCGAACACAUCAUACUCAACUCUCCCGUCGUUAAGAUUUCGAAGGACAAUAAGGGCUACAAGGUUGUCUCUCGCAGUGGAGUUGUCUUAGCCAAGAAUGUGGUUCUGGCUAUAUCUCCUCCACUGCUCCGCAAAAUUGCUUUUGAGCCUCCGCUCCCAGUUACUCGACAGCGCUUAAACCAAAAUACCAAGAUGGGGGCCAUAGGAAAGGGUAUCGCGGUGUACAAUACUCCUUUCUGGCGCAGUCAAGAGAAUGUUAGCGCUCAGGUCACCUCAGACACCGGUUCCGUGCGAGUCACCUUCGACAGCACUCCAGACGAUGCUUCCUUCGGCGCGAUCUUGGGCUUCAUUCUCGGCGACGAGACGCGCGAAAUAGACAAACUCCCUGUGGAGGUCGGGCGAGCACGAAUCUUAUCUGACUAUGUCCGGUACUUUGGCGGUAACGCACAGAAUGUGACAGAAUUCGUCUUAUUCCGCUGGGACCUGCAGGAAUGGUCUAUGGGUGGUCCGACUGCAAUCGCCCCACCGAACGUCUUGUCAAAAUAUGGCAGCGCUCUACGUCAGAGUGUUGGUGGACUACACUUUGCAGGCACUGAAACAAGCGAGUACUGGACAGGUUACAUGGAUGGUGCCAUCCGCAGUGGUGAACGCGUUGCUCGAGAGAUUCAGGAACUGUCUUGACCAACUGAUACAGCGAUUGGAUUAUGUCCGUAAUUAGCUAUGACAGGCGACGUACAUGUGAUGUCUAUGUUCUGAUAGCAAUACCGAGAAUAUAUACGGACUGAUUGUUUUUCUACAGCUCAAAGGUUGCGUUAUAUACAUGUGCUACAAAUUCUUAAUUGGCUGUCU
Boeremia exigua is the source of this 1671-nucleotide messenger RNA. RefSeq lists its product as uncharacterized. Gene Ontology annotation, molecular function: oxidoreductase activity. The transcript has a single exon. NCBI's taxonomy places the organism in Eukaryota, Fungi, Ascomycota, Dothideomycetes, Pleosporales, Didymellaceae. Bases 40 to 1503 code for a protein of 487 amino acids. The record is from RefSeq and is a predicted model, not a curated record.